CUAAACUUAAUCUUGUCUAAAGACAAGGAGAGACUGAAAUGAUGAUGCUCGGAGAAGGAAACCAUCACAGGCCAACCGUCGAUGUCGCUCCCUGGAAUCUUUUUGACGAUUCCUCCGCCGCAGGCGGUAUGAAUUUCUGUCUCCCAGUGAGCGGCGUCUCCGCCAACGGCAAUGGUGGUGGUGGCGGCGCCGCUUCUGAAGGAGACUAUUCUUCCUUACUGUUUGGGGAAACGCUCGCCGCACUGCAACGCUACCUUCCCUCCAACGACAUUGAUCCCGAUUCUGAUUUACUGGGUCGUGAAGCCGAUAUGCCACUGGGGCCUUUCUCUACGGACGAGUUUCGCAUGUACGAGUUCAAGGUUCGCCGGUGCGCACGAGGUCGGUCUCACGACUGGACCGAGUGCCCGUACGCUCAUCCCGGCGAGAAAGCUCGCCGCAGAGACCCUCGUAAGUUCCAUUACUCUGGUACUGCUUGCCCUGAUUUCCGUAAAGGUAGCUGCUCGAGAGGCGACUCCUGUGAGUUCGCGCAUGGGGUAUUUGAGUGCUGGCUUCACCCAGCGCGCUAUCGUACGCAGCCUUGCAAGGAUGGUACCAAUUGUCGCCGUCGUGUCUGCUUCUUCGCCCACACUGCUGAGCAGCUCCGUGUGCUUCCGCAGCAGAGCCCCAGAACUCCGACUGAUUCGUUUGAUGGAUCUCCACUUCGUCAUUCUUUUGAUUCUUACUUGGUUAAGAAUGCUCUGUUGUCAUCUCCCACUUCUACCUUGAUAUCUCCUCCCCUUUCCCCUCCUUCGGAUUCCCCGCCCAUGUCGCCCAGCAGUCCCCUGAGUCGAUCCUUUGGGUCCAAUUCCAUCAACGAGGUAGUCGCUUCUCUGCGUCAUCUGCAACUUAACAAGGUGAAGUCGUCUCCCUCCUCUUGGGGUGUUCAGAUGGGUUGUGGGUUUGGUUCGCCGAGGGUAGGUGUAGGUUCGAGUCUCCGUCCUGGGUUCUACAGUUUGCCAUCGACCCCUACUCAGGCUCCGACUCGGGGUGGGACGAGUUAUCUGGAUAUCUGGGAGAGGGGUUGUGGUGUGGAGGAAGAGCCUCCAAUGGAGAGGGUUGAAUCUGGGAGGGAUCUACGAGCCAAGCUCUUUGAGAAGCUGAGCAAGGAGAACUCACUGGAACUGGUUGACUCGUCAUCUACGGCCCCAGAUGUUGGCUGGGUGUCGGAGUUGGUGAAGUGAAAUCAUCAAGAGUUGUGAAAUUCUUUCCCUUUUUUGUUGAUCUAUUUUGGGUUCAAUCUGUUGCCCUGAUUUUUGUGAUUGUGAAUAUCGAAGAAAGACAAGACGAUUUGUAGUAGUACUCCGAAAGAUUGAUGUAAAUAGCAGAUGCUGGUUGCUGUGAAGGGCCUCUUUCUGGGGGGUUUUCUGGGAAGAUCAAGGAGAAGGAACAAAGAAGCAAUAUCAACUUGUAUAGAUGAUGCAGGAUUUCCUGUAAUGGCCGAAGGAGAUCGGCUGAAAAUGAUGGUCUUUUAAUUUUUUUUUUUGCUGUUCUACAUUGUCCAAUGUCUGAUCCUCUAUUGUAAAAAAUCUGGAGUUCUUAUUUUGAAUCAAUUACUGAAAUAUAUUUUCUCUAUAA
Messenger RNA from Macadamia integrifolia, 1614 nucleotides. Its product is annotated as zinc finger CCCH domain-containing protein 20-like. The transcript has a single exon. The record is from RefSeq and is a predicted model, not a curated record. NCBI's taxonomy places the organism in Eukaryota, Viridiplantae, Streptophyta, Magnoliopsida, Proteales, Proteaceae. The coding region runs from base 39 to 1220 and encodes 393 amino acids. Gene Ontology annotation, molecular function: metal ion binding.